AUGACUUUUAACGGCUUUGGCACACAGACAGCUUGGCCUGAUGGAACAUGUUUCGCUAGCAAAGACAGAGAAAUUUCCAAAGGAAGGACCUAUAUCCGCGACUUGAGUCAAGGAAUGAACAGUUUUGUAAGUAGAAAGUGUAGCCAAGCUGAAAAUAUUGACUCAAGAUGAGAAAACCAGCUGUUUUUUUACCCCCGUAAAUUUUUACCUCCGUGUAUCUCUUCAUUCAGUUCAGAGGUUCCUAUGCAUUUUAUACCUGGUUGGAAACCGAUGCUUUUGAAAUUAAUUUAGUCCUAGAUUAAGAUGAAAAGUAAUUUAAAUAUAUUUUAUUCCUUAGAACAUUGUUGGACUUGUCGUAGCCAAACAGGGAGUUCACGCUUUUCCAGACAGAAAGAGUAAGAUAUUUCUCAGCCACUCUUUGCUUCUUUGCCAAUAGUAUUUUGACCCUUUGAUGCUAAUAGAAGUUUAUCUGAUAUUUUUUGCAGACCCAGGCACAGAAAAAUGUCACUUCUUUUUCACUCUCAGAGAUACGCCUACAGAUUUCAUUAAUGUUAACUGCUGGGGGAAUGAACGUUUCAUUUACGACCUUGCAAAUUCCUUCAAAAUAAAUGACGUUGGUAUGUUUUAUUGUCUCUUUUAUUCAAAACAGCUUUCACUUACUUAGAAAUGUAAGCUACAUAUUUUAUCAUUAUCAUCAUUAUCAUUUAUAUUGAUAUUAUCCUAAUUGUUAUGAAUUACUAUCAGUCAUUGAUUUUUGCCUGAGGGGGGUUUCUGAGGCUUUUGGGGGUGAUCAGUUGGUUUUUAGGGAGAAGGAAGAGGCGAUCAGUUGUCACUAACAGAGUAUUAAGGGGGAUGGCUAUAGAAAAUUAACUACCAAUGAGAGGGAGGGGGUCAUUAGAAUACAACAGAGCCUUAGGGGGGGAUCAGGUAAAUGCCAACACCUUCCACCCUUCCCCCCCCCUUCCAGGGGAUAAAUUAUGACUGUCCCCAAACAUUGGCCUUUUUUUGCAUUAUCAGUCAAAACUGAUAUCUUGCUUACCAUUACCAUUUUUAUCAGUAUUUUCAUUGUUAUUACAGUGGAAGUAAGGAAUCCCCAGAUACAAAAUAAACAAAGCAAUGAAGCUGAGCAAAGAUGGAGACCAUGGACAUCAAGGUGAGCAGUAUUUCAGUAAACUGACUUUUAAAAAGUAAAAUGCAUCGAUACAAUGAUGACAAUGAUAAUAACAAUGACAAUGACAAUGACAACGAGAAUGCUAAUAAUUGGUGAAAGUGAAUUGGAACAAAUGUGAUCCUACUAAUUUAUUCAUUUCCAGGCCAACACUGCUUCAAGAUUGAUAAUUUUUUUUUUCGUACAUUAUUUAUUCAUUUGUUCAUAUUUUUUGUAUUUACUGUUUCCAUUGUAGCCCGUACCAGCUGCAUGUCAGUGAGACAUAUUCGUCUGUAAGUUUAUUCAGUGGAUGGGACAUGAGUGAGUUUGACAAGAUUUCACAUGUACCCUUUAAGGCCAGUAAUGAUUUCUAUACCCUGGGAGAUAUCAUAGCCAACGAUCAGAACUUGCAUGGAGAACAUGUCAAUAUCCAAGCUGUUGUAAAAAGUGUAAGUAUUAUGGAUUUUAGAUCUAGUCUGACCACAUGUGAAUUUGCAUGUCAAAUCGCACACAUUGCAACAUAAAAUAAAAUAAAUUAGACAAUGAGCCACUAUCUUAUUUUAAGUAAAAACCAUUUCCGACUAUUUUUUUUUUCUGAAAUUUUUUCAUACUGGCAGAAUUGUUCUUUUAUUAAGUUCCUUUCUUUAAUGUCGUAUAGUUACAAUUUAUUUUUUUUUAGAUUGGAGUGCCAAGAGACAUCGUUACCAAAACAGGAAAACGAGUCAAGAGAUGUGAAGUGGUUCUGUUCGAUGAAACCUGUUACUCAUUCCCACUCAUCAUGUAAGCAUGCAUUAUUUGGGGAAAUGUUUCUGAUUAAAAAAUUAAUGAAUGGAAAGACGUCUUCUUCCUAAUAACGUACACUUAUCUGGAUACUUCAUUAACAUAUCUGGUUUUUCUUGCAAUGCAUAAUCUUAAAACUCAGUGAUUAUAAAUACUCAUGUGCAACUCUGGUAAGAACAGCUGUAUAACUAUUUUAUCAGGUGGGAUGAAGACACGAUAGAAAUGUCUCAAACGUGGAUGCCUAAAGAUAUAAGUAAGUGUAACGUUCAGCCAUCAAUUACAAGAAAUGCCUUUGUAAAUUCUGCCAUUUGUUAAUAUUCUUUGCUCCGUAGUUCUUUUUAUCGCAGAUGUCAAAGUGACCUUUGACGACUUCAAAAAGUGUAUGAUCGCUACGUGUGAUAAUAAAACCAUUAUUACUGCAAAUCCAGGUAAUACCGAAAUUUCCAUGAGUCAUAUGUAUAUGUAUGAAUUAAAAGUAGAUUGAAAAUCGUAGCUCGUUUCUGAGGCCGUAAAAUUUUUAUGUAUGUUAAUGCUAGGAAAAGUAUUAAUUGUCUGACCUUUGUGUAUUGUAAUAAUUUCAGAUACCAUGGAAGCUCGGUACUUAUAUAAUUAUGCACAAUCACUGGAGCUCUUGGAUGAUGAUCCUCUGAAUAACCCUGAGGCAUCCCUAGAAGGGUAUAAUUGUAAGUAUUUCAUGCAAAUGUGUCGUCAAGAGCUGGACAUUAUCUAAAAAAGUGUAUUUUAUUAAUCUGUAGUGGAAAAUGUAAAGAACGUGUACAGCGUUCAACAACUCAAGCAAAUAAUGGCAGAACUGGACAACAGCACGCAACAGAUUCCCACAUUUGGGAUUGUUUAUGCCUGUCUUACUUCCUUUGACAUUGACAGCGAUGUAAAACAAGUAAUAGCGUCACGAUGGUUAGUGCAAAAUAAAACUUUCUCUUCGUCUUUUAUCAGGUUCAAAACAAGUCAUUAGCUUAAAACUGUACUCACACCUUUUCCGAAGCCAAGAACAAGAGACAAGGAGUAGUAAGCUAGCUCACAAGUAAAAGGUCGUAUAUGCCAUCACCUUAGUUAUCGUUCUUAGUUUCUUCUUUUUUGCUCAAUCUAAUAUCGCAGUGCCGUUCAAAAAGAGCCUAUCUUAGAACAUGAAAUGUUUGCAGUGCUAUAAAUAAUUAUGUUUUCCUUCUUGUAUAAGUGUGUCUUGUAAUCAAAGAGUAGCACUGCUAAGCGAGACGUGCAUGAACCCAGAAUGCCCUGUGUCGUCAAAUCCUACCCCAUCUAGCAGUUCAACCCCACAGCAAACAAUCAAGACACAGUAUGAAAUAAUGGUCUCCCUGAGUGAUCACACGGGAACAGUUGAAAAUUGUAGGCUUGCUGAAAACUGUGCGGAGACAAUGUGUGGGUGCAAAGUAAGUUCAACUGAUACAUGCUCAAUGCGGCAUGUUGCCAGCCGCACUUGCUGCUCCGCGUCGCCAAAAAUGUUUUUGGACUAUGCUCAUAAAAUUAUUAAUAGGCAAGAGAAAAUGAGAGAACCAUCCUUGAGAUAUCACACUGAUGUCGGUUGAUCAGUCAGGAACAGUGUUCAAUAAAGCUGACUCACUUCAUUUGUGGUGAUCGAUAAACACGUAUACAGAAUGUACGAUCUGUGCUAAGCUGGGUUUUCCUGCUUGCGACUGCGAUUACCUGAGCAUGGCGCCUACAUAACGAUUCUGGCUUGAAUUUCUAAGCAGAAACGAGCGUGUAUGUGAUGAUCACAUACAAGAUCGAGCCAGUUUACACAAAAGCCCUUACAUGGGCCACAUGCCCGUGGGCAGAUGAUUAGAUACGCAUCCAAUUUAACUAGUCAGCUCGAGACAAACAGGAUGUGAUCUAUUUUUAGUCUUUCCUUCCAUAAUUAAUUUGCCUUCUUGUUUGCUCGUAUUUCCCUAUCUGAUUUGAUCUUAAAUGUUAGGCAGUGGACUUUGCUCGAUGGACCAUUCCUCAGCUGACAAAUCUGAAACUACAGUUCCUUUUGGAGAGGUGUAAAGUUUAUUUUAAGGUAUCAACAUUCCAAAAAAGUGAAAAUACUGCAGUAGAGUUUUCUUUACUGAUACCCUGCUCUCCGCUUUCUCUCAUCAUUGAUAAGGAUGCCAAUUGGAAAAGAAAUCAUCUAAACAAUGUUUUUUUAAAUUUUCUUUCAUUCAUUUUUUCCCGUAAAUCUGAAUCAACUGCAUUUGGCUUUUACCUUAAAAGGUAAAGUCAGCGCAAUUCCUACCAGUCUUCUCGUAUUUCCAUUAAAGCUUAUAAGCCAGCUGUAAAACUUACAUAUUGAAAACAAGUUUACAUUUGCAAAACUAUUUCCAUCUUUAAUGGUAAACAGAGCUUAAAACUAUCUUAUGUCUUUGUUUCAGCUCACAAUAUCAAGUUCCAAUCGAUCCACAAGCGCCACCAAAAAGUGGAUUAGAUUGUUAUCUUGUACUUUGGUUGACCCCAAGGAAGCUGUCGAGUCGCUAUCUUGAUCUUUGUACCGCUAAUAUUCAAGACAUUAAACACGUGCGCCUAUAGUUUAGUCGUUUUCCAACUCGUGCUUUGUUGCAUAAUGAUUUAAAAGAAAUUCUAUGGUCAUUGGCCAGGCGCCAACGUACCCAAUAUUUGUAACUAAUAACGUUUUUACUUCCAGUCAGCUAGGUCUUAGUUCACUAAAAGAAAGCAGGUGUGACCGCGACCGAUCAGCUGCAAUCUUUAAUAUGCUUCCUUUCAUCGUUCACUUUCAUGUGGGGCGACUUUACCACUUGGCACAAAAUUUGUUGUUCCUCUCCGCUUGAAGCCCAUGUAAAUCAUGUCCUUUAUACUAUGUUCUUUGAACAAGUAUCAGAUUAAAGUGCUUAAGCCCAGUUGGUGGUUUCCAGUCUGUUUACAACGUUUGGUUUGAACAAACAAAGAGACAAUUCACGAUUUGCGGGCGAAUGAGUCGUACAUUACGACAGGAAGUUACGGAAUAUGUAAGCGCACCAUCGGUUUAGUUAGCUACGGUUUUUACGAAAAUAUCGAAAUUAAACAGUUUGAAAUUUUGGGCCUUAAGAGAUGGUAUUUAACGCAAACGAACCCUUCCGUUUUAGUAUGCAAAUGUUUUUGGCAUAAGCUCCGACGUUUAAGAUAUUUGCACGAUAUUGUGCUUCCACUUUGUCAGUUUCGUACGUGUGACACACUUCAUAAGACCGGUUAAUUUUACGCUCAUGUCUAAUUCAUCAUGAUGCGAUUCCUUCUUCGGGAAAUCUUUUGAUAAUACGUGAUAUUCUCACCAUUUAACUAUAAAGGGCGGAGGAGAGUGUACAAUAAAAAUUGUGAAAGAAAACCGCUCGUACAAACUUCUAGAACACAUGACACUUCAGCGUGCGUGCAAAUACGCAUAAUCUUUGGCUCCGACUUCCGAGAAAGCAAGUCAACGAAUCCAUGACUUAAGUUUUCAACUUCAGUUGUGAUUGUGCACAUCGACGUAAUGCGUGUAAUAAUAGAAAUAAAAGUAUUCCUUAUUUGAAACCUCGAUCCAUAUUUUCCCUACCCGUUCGGUCGUGAUAUUUUUCAAACAAAAGGAUAAGAAAACGAUCCCUUGAGAGCCGAUAAUCUGUUGCCCAAUAGGUACCUGCUAGCAGGCAUGAGAGAAUAUUACAUCGACACAUGAAGUUAGAGAUUUUUCUUAGCAUUUUACAACCCUUAUUUUCUGUACCACUUAAUGAUACAGAAUGUUCUUUAAUAUUCUUCAUGCGUCAUUGUCACAUGCCCUGCACCUGAGAGCUUGUCGCCAAACUUCGUCAAAUUUGCAUUGGAAUGUUGUUUCACAGCCAUGCGGGUAUUUUUAAUUGCGCAACUAAAGAGCAUAUUGAGUAAUUCAAAGUUAGCAAGAACAAACAGUAUCUUUCUUUUGCUAAGAAAAUGAAAACUACGCUUUCGAUAGCUGUGGCUGCCUCGCGGAAAUCGUUCAACAUUUAUGACUUCCUUAUCGACAACCUGACACUAGCGAGCGCGUGACCGGACUGUUGUGUCUCAAUCCAAAAAUAAUCCAUAGCUUUCGCGCCAAAUUCCACCGGGAUGAACUUUGGAGUAUUACAGCCCACUCGAUUGUUUUUUGCUCAUGUUGAUUGGCUAAUGAAACAAUUGAUAGUUUUCUUCCGCGAUCUGAACCAAUCAGGUGUUUGUUAUUAUCACGUGGUAUGCUUAUGUUCUGCAACCAUGAAUGAAUGACUGCAUCUUAGCGCGCCACGACGACGGUUUAUUUUACUCUUUUGUUUUGGUUUAAGCCGAAACGUAGAUUCAUUCCUCGUGGUGAGAGAGACACGAAAACGAAAAUGUGGGACAGAAACAUCAUGAGUUCUUGCGAAGUAGUUAAAGAUCGCUUAUAUUUUGUGAGUGUGAGUUGUAAACCGCGAAACAACUCGUCCUAUCACUAUUUUAGCGUGGAUCCUGACUCGACUCUCGACGGUUGUAAAUUUCACGACACACCUUACUUCGGACCGCCAAAUCUGGCUGGAAUCUACCGUUUCUGUUGCCUUGUUAACACUAAACUUCACAUGGUCCCGGUUUCGAAGAAGAUUGUUCUUUACACAACAGCUAAUGAGGGCUUUUCCGACGCGAAGAAGCGAACGCGGUCUGUUUUCCUGUGUGGGGCCUUCGCCAUGUGUCAACUUAAGAUGACUGCCGAAGAAAUUUACGCUUUACUAGAAAAGCACUUCCUGUCUUCAACUCUGGUUUCUUACUGCGAUAUCAAUGGUAAUGUAUCCCACAACCUUAGCAUUCUAGACUGUCUCAAAGGUUUUGAGAAGGCAAUAGCGCUGGGGUUCUUCAAAUUUGACGAGUUUGACUUGAAUCGAUACGAGCAGGAAGAGCGCGCUUUUGAUUUGAACUGGAUCAUUCCGGGAAAGUUGUUGGCGUUGAGUGAUCCUCAGAGAAGACCUGAACUCAAAGUGAGUCGAUUCAGUCGCCUGAGAAAAUAUUUCAGGCAGACUGGAGUCAAGGGUGUCGUAAGACUGAAUAAGGACGACAACAUGGUGAAAUACGGGCUUAUUUACGAUGCGCGAUGUUUUACCGCCAACGGCUUCUCGCAUAGCGAUCUUUACUAUGAAGAUGGUGGAAUUCCAACUAAAGCAAUCAUCAAGAAAUUCACACGAGUCGUUGAUCAGUGCGAUGGAGCCGUCGCCGUUCACUGCCGAGCCGGUUUAGGAAGAACAGGAACUCUAAUCGCAUGUUAUUUGAUCAGACACUACCGAUUUUCAGCUGCCGAGUCCGUAGGUUGGUUACGCAUCUGUAGGCCGGGCAGCGUGUCAACACUUCAACAUUGUUUCCUCGAACAUAAACAAGAACCGAUUAUGCGGGGGUAUCCCGAAGAUAUGAAGAUCGAAGAUCUUACCGAAGCCGUGAAAAAAAGUUUGAACAUGUUUUCCUACCAAAACACGAUCAUCGAAGAGCAGGAGGAGUAA
Molecule: messenger RNA, 7380 nt
Organism: Pocillopora meandrina
Lineage: Eukaryota; Metazoa; Cnidaria; Anthozoa; Scleractinia; Pocilloporidae
Source: the annotation of a GenBank genome assembly